Halichondria panicea is the source of this 2814-nucleotide messenger RNA. RefSeq names its product E3 ubiquitin-protein ligase TRIM71-like. Gene Ontology annotation, biological process: proteasome-mediated ubiquitin-dependent protein catabolic process; protein polyubiquitination. The coding region runs from base 2102 to 2701 and encodes 199 amino acids. The transcript has 2 exons. Gene Ontology annotation, molecular function: protein binding; ubiquitin protein ligase activity. The record is from RefSeq and is a predicted model, not a curated record. Lineage: Eukaryota; Metazoa; Porifera; Demospongiae; Suberitida; Halichondriidae.
UGUUUUCAUGUGUGUUUUGAUAAGUGAUCACUAAUUAUUAUGUGCCAGUGUAAACAGUUCAUAGUGGUGAUGCCACAGUUUGUACAAGUAGCAAAGUGUUGCACCAACUUUUAGUGACCUGCUUUACGAAAGCACUACAGGUGCUGAUGCCUCGGUGGAGAUGCCAAAGCUACAUAACAUAAUAUUAUUACUUCUUGGAUCCACUUCCGUUCGUUGUGACAUCAUUGUUUUACUGAGCAUUAUUUGAUGAUACCCGGAGUCCCCAGUUUCUGGGGAUUAUGUGGCGCAUGCGCAAACAGUCGAUACCAGGCCCGCUCUUCGAGGAAGAGCGGCCUGGUAUCGAGGCUAUCGUAAAUGGUGGUGUACUAACAAUUAAGGCUUCCUGGUACACCUUGUACUGAUAAGUGCUCCUUCCAAGGCUUCCCCUUUGUAUUGAUAAGUGUUCCUUCAAGGCUUCCCCUUGUACUGUUAAGUGUUCCUUCAAGGCUUCCCCUUGUACUGAUAAGUGUUCCUUAAAGGCUUCCAGAUACACCUUGUACUGAUAAGCGAUCCUUCGCAGCGUUAACAGGAGUGGACGAUAGAAUACACCCCUGGCGUUCCUGGCAUUAAUUGUUGUGACCGCGGCCACAAUGGAGCGUCUAUGGACAAUCUGCGGGUUUUUUAUAUGUGAUUAUUUCACAAGUUCUGAUUUCUCCAGCCGGUGAGCUAUGCGUAAAUCCUUCUAGACGUUAGAUGUGAGGAAACAUUUGAAAAUAAAAGUUCUGCACACGAUCUGUCUAAACGUGAAGACACUUAGUACACACUGUUGAACUGGGAGAAAGAAGAUUGUAGAACACUCACAUUACAUUCUGGUUCACAGUAGCUCAAAGAUCCUAGCUAUUCCUAAGGUUAUCUCUGGCAGAGAUUCUGACCCCAGCAGUACUAGCGUGAACUUUUUUGACCACUACUGUAAUUGUUACUAGCUCUGCCCUGUACAUGUACAUCAUAAUUAUAGAUGCCGCAUGUAUAUCAACAUGCACCCCAACAGUCUUUCAUGUACUUCUACCACACAGGUGCAGUAGAUUACCGUAUAGCGGGUAAUUUUCGUGGGGUAAAAAUUCGUUUAUCUGGGCAAUAUAGCCACAAGUAUGUGUGUACCAUUAUGGUCUAACCAUAAUCAAUACUUUGAUCCUAUGAAUAUUGUUGUGCAUGCAUCACCUGACCUGUCACUGUGAGAGCUGUGAGUCUAUAGCUGCUUUUGCCAAGCUUUGAGCUUUUCUUUCUACUACUAAACAAUUUUCUAAAGUUUUGUGUCAAUGGCUGAGAGGCCGAGUGCUGCCCUACCCCCCACUGGUGUGAGUGGCCUGCUAGAGGCCACCGACACAGCUGUUAUCAAUCUGGAUCGACGACAUGCCGAAAUUGUUGAACACGGAGAAAAACUUGCGAUCAAUAUCCACUCGAAGUUCGAUGAACUCCAUCAAGCUCUGUAUGCUCGUGAGGGGGAGCUUAUGGCCAAGUUGGAAGGCCACACCAAACAACAGGUCAAAAGCCUCUCUGCUCAGCGAAAGGAGGUGGAGAUCCUCCAAACCCAACGCAGCUUUGACCCCAACACCCUAGAGCCUCGUGAGACAACCAACACCUGUUUUGUGCCUUCUGCUCAGCUAGUCAAAGAUUGCAAGAAAUUCGUAUCGUGUAUUAUGCUGAUAUUCCUCGCAAAGCUAUCACUGAACAAAAAGUAACUGCAUAUUAUCGAUUCAUCUGUCCCCUAAAUUCAGCACCGCCAGAAGCCAAACUUAUUUCCAAAAUAACUAACAAAGCCACAAAAUGUGUUGUGAGGGAACGAGAGAAGGGAGAGUACGAGAUCGAGAUCUCCUACCAACCAACAGUGGGCGGAGGCAGCGAGCUGAUCGUGAGAGUGGGUGGAGAGGAGGUGGUAGGAAGUCCAUUCCCUGUGGCUCUAAUCGAUAAACUAGGAACUGUUAUCAAUGAUCUCAAUAAACCGUAUGGAGUGGCACUCAACCAAGCUGGGGAGAUAAAUGUGGCUGAAGGAGAUGCUGGUAUUGUCUCGAUAUUUAGCCCCACAGGAGACAAGCUGCGAACAUUAGACACUCGAGGCACAGCGAUGAAGAAUCCUCAAGGUGUGGCAGUGGACGGUGAUGACAAUAUUCUGGUAGUGGACGCUGGUAAUCAUCGACUGUUGAAGUUCUCACGUGAAGGAGAUCUGAUAGCAGCAAUUGGUAGUCAUGGCGAUGGUCCAGGACAGUUUAACGAUCCGAUGGGUGUUUGUGUCAAUAGUGUCAAUGGGAAGGUGUAUGUGGUUGAUUAUGGUCCUCACUGUGUUCACAUCUUUAACUCUGACCUCACCUUCUCGAGCAAGCUCGGCAGUAAAGGCAAUGGUAAUGGACAGUUUAACUAUCCCUUGGACGUUGCAUCCGAUCGUAGUGGUUGUGUGUAUGUGGCUGAUUGUUAUCAUCAUCGAGUGAAAGUCUUUACACCCGAUGGUGGCUAUCUGAGGCAGUUUGGGAAGAGUGGCAGUGGAAAUGGAGAACUUAACUCCCCUAUCAGCAUCUGCGUGGACAGUAAUGAUCUGGUGUAUGUGGGGGAGAAUGGGAGCCAUCGUGUCUCAGUGUUCACGUGUGAGGGAGUGUUUCUCAAGUCAUUUGGAUCAGAGGGAUCUAAACCAGGACAGUUCAGCAGUCCUUAUGGCAUAGCAGUAGACUAGUGUGGUGUGGUGUAUGUGUCUGAUUAUGGCAACAAUAGAGUGCAAAAGUUUAUUUUUGUUAAUUAAAUUUUGUUGAGUUAUUGUAACAUUGGUAAUGAAUAUUGAAAUUGAAA